ACAAGAAGAAAUGCUCUGCCUCAGGGGUUUCAGUGUUUUCCUCUCAUGUGUUGUCCUUCUCAUUGUUCAGUCAAGUCGUGGUUCUGAGAUCAUUGGAGGUAAUGAAGUGCAGCCACACUCGCUGCCUUACAUGGCUCUGCUGGAGAGUGACAAACCGAUAUGUGGAGGGGUACUAAUUGAUCAAGCAUGGGUCCUGACUGCUGCACACUGUCCUAGCAUUAAGAAGGUGUUGCUGGGGGUGCACUCCAUCAAAGCAGAUGAAAAAGAUUUCCGACAGGUCCGAAAGGUGAAAAAAAGUUUGCCUCAUCCCUGCUAUGAUGGCACGGACAAGGUCAAUGACCUCAUGUUACUCAAGCUGGACAAGAAAGUGAAAAAAACCAAAGCUGUAAACUGGCUCACGCUGCCCAAAACCAGUAAGGAGCCGAAAGCUGGCAGCGUCUGUGUGGUGGCUGGAUGGGGAACUACUAAAAACAAUGUCAAUCGAAUGUCAGAUGUCCUGAGGUCUGUCAAUGUUACAGUGAUUGACAGAGUGAAGUGCAACUCAGCUGAUUAUUACAGCCUCAAUCCUGUUAUCACCAGCAGCAUGAUAUGUGCUGGUUCGAAUGGUAGAAACACAGCUGAUACCUGUCAGGGGGAUUCAGGAGGACCUCUCAUGUGCAAUGGUGUGCUAGCUGGAAUCACUUCCUUUGGACGGAUGUGCGGUCUCAUUAAAAAACCCGGAGUUUACUCUUUUCUGUCAGAAAAACAACUCAAGUGGAUCAAAAAUACAAUGAAGGGAUCUAAAAUAGAAUGAGUUCUCUGAAUCAUUCCUGCUUCCAUCUUUAAAUUAAAGAGGGAUACUAAGUUCAGUUGUGUUAUUUUGCCACCACGAGUCUACAUUUAUAUCUGUCUAUAUUUAUGA
This is a messenger RNA of Pundamilia nyererei, 901 nucleotides long. Its product is annotated as granzyme A-like. Gene Ontology annotation, molecular function: serine-type endopeptidase activity. The coding region runs from base 11 to 793 and encodes 260 amino acids. The record is from RefSeq and is a predicted model, not a curated record. Lineage: Eukaryota; Metazoa; Chordata; Actinopteri; Cichliformes; Cichlidae. Gene Ontology annotation, biological process: proteolysis. The transcript is spliced from 5 exons.